Messenger RNA from Penicillium daleae, 2628 nucleotides. RefSeq names its product vacuolar protein sorting-associated protein 35. Lineage: Eukaryota; Fungi; Ascomycota; Eurotiomycetes; Eurotiales; Aspergillaceae. The transcript is spliced from 5 exons. Bases 1 to 2628 code for a protein of 875 amino acids. The record is from RefSeq and is a predicted model, not a curated record. Gene Ontology annotation, biological process: retrograde transport, endosome to Golgi; intracellular protein transport. Gene Ontology annotation, cellular component: retromer, cargo-selective complex; late endosome; retromer complex.
AUGGCGAGCCCACCGCCGGUCGCCGAGGACCAAAGCCGCCUCCUCGAGGAGGCAUUGGGGGUGGUGAGGCAACAGUCAGCUCUGAUGCGCAAAUGCUUAGAGACUCCUGGCAAGCUCAUGGAUGCGCUCAAGUGCGGGUCAACUCUUGUCUCCGAAUUGCGAACCCCUAGCCUUGGUCCGAAGCAGUAUUACGAGUUGUACAUGGCCGUUUUUGACGCGUUGCGACACCUUUCCGUCUACCUCAAGGAGAACCACCCUGUCAACCACCUGGCGGACUUGUACGAGCUGGUCCAAUAUGCUGGAAAUAUUGUUCCCCGCUUGUACCUUAUGAUCACUGUCGGCACCGUUUACAUGUCGGUCGAGGAUGCGCCCGUCAAGGAGAUUAUGAAGGAUAUGAUGGAGAUGAGUCGUGGCAUUCAGCACCCGAUCCGCGGUCUUUUCCUGCGAUACUACCUGUCCGGUCAAGCGCGCGAUUAUCUUCCAUCGGGAACCGGCGAUGGUCCCGAAGGCAACCUCCAAGACUCAAUCAAUUUCGUUUUGACCAAUUUCGUGGAAAUGAACAAGCUCUGGGUUCGGCUGCAGCACCAAGGUCCAUCCAGAGAGCGGGAACGACGGAUACAGGAAAGGCGCGAGUUGGAGCUACUUGUCGGUAGCAAUAUUGUUCGACUGAGCCAGUUGGUCGAUCUUGAAGGAUACAAGUCUGGCAUUCUGCAAGCACUUCUGGAGCAGGUGGUACAAUGUCGAGAUGUCCUGGCGCAGGAAUACCUUCUAGAGGUGAUUACGAAGGUUUUCCCGGACGAAUUCCACCUCCACACCCUGGACCACCUCUUGUCUGCUAUCGCUCGACUACAUCCACACGUCGACCUGAAGAAAAUCGUCAUCGGAUUGAUGGAUCGCCUGUCAACAUACGCGACAAAGGAUAAUGAAUCAACAAUGGAACCAGAGGCGAGAAAACAAAAUGAAGAAGUAGCUGUUGUUCGGUUGUUGGAGAAGCUCGAACUGGAUAAGGAGAAGAAGAAGCAAGCCGAAGCGGAAGCGACCGCUGCAAGCAAGGCUGAGGAGAAUGGCACCGAGGAGUCCCCCAAGACGGAGGAGUCUACCGAAACUACGAAGGAACAGAACGAUAGGCAGGAACAGGCCGCGAAUGGAGAUGGUUCCAAAGCGACCAUUUCAGCUGAGGUCAAGCUAUACGACAUCUUCUAUGAUCAAGUGGUGAAUCUGAUCAAGACACGCGCACUACCGAUCCAAGAUACCAUGGCACUUUUGGUAUCCCUUGUUAAUUUGGCACUGAACAUCUACCCAGACGAGCUGCAUUAUGUUGAUCAGGUCCUCGACUUUGCGACUGAAAAGACCGCCGAAUAUACCGAUCACGCUGAUCUUCACUCAGCUCCGACCCAACAGCACAUCCUCCACCUACUUAGCGCUCCUCUGCACUCCUAUGUGUCGAUCUUUACAGCUUUGGCGCUGCCGCACUAUCUGCCUCUUCUAACGUCACAAUCAUAUCCAACCCGUAGGGCUGUGGCAGGCGAGAUUGUUCGGAGUCUACUGAAGAAUAAGACCCUGAUCACAACCACGGAAAACCUUGACCGUGUGUUGCAAGUCGCCCGAGUUUUGAUCAAGGAGGGCCUGCAACAGUCGACUGGAUACCCUGGAGCACCAUCGCAGCGUCGUGGUGGAGAGACAGAUGAGACCAUUGAGGAGCAGGGGUGGCUUGCCAGAUUGGUGCAUUUGAUACAAGCGCCCGAUAACGACACCCAACUGAAGCUCCUUCAAGCAACUCGGAAAGUAUACGCCGAUGGCAACGAGCGCAUCAGAUAUACCACGCCUGCUCUUGUCACGGCAUCAAUUCGCUUGGCCCGUAAAUUGAAAUCCCGUGAGCAUUACGACGACAACUGGCAAUCGCAGUCGUCCGCUCUCUAUCGAUUCCUGCACCAAUGUGUCAAUAACUUGUACCAACGGGUGAACCCCGGCUGUGCUGACCUCGCUCUUCGGUUGUUCGUCAUGUGUGGUGAAGUUGCCGACCAGACAGGAUUUGAGGAAGUUAGCUACGAAUUCUUCGCGCAAGCAUUCACGAUCUACGAAGACGCGAUCAGUGACUCUCGAGCUCAGUUCCAGGCAGUCUGCAUCAUCGCGGGUGCCUUGCACGGAACCCGAGGGUUCUCCAAGGAGAACUACGAUACAUUGAUUACCAAGGCUGCCCUGCAUGGAAGCAAGCUCCUCAAGAAGCCUGAUCAGUGCCGCGCAGUUUACCUUGCCAGCCAUCUCUGGUGGGUAGUUGAGAACCCACAGCGUGGGGAAGAGGAUCCCAAGAAUCUCUACCGCGAUGGAAAACGGGUUCUCGAGUGUCUCCAGCGUGCCCUCCGUGUCGCUGAUGCCUGCAUGGACACGGCCGUCUCCGUGGAGCUCUUCGUCGAGAUUUUGAACCGCUACGUCUACUACUUCGAUCAGCAAAACGAAACCGUCACCACCAAGUAUCUCAAUGGGCUGAUUGAGCUUAUCCACUCCAACCUUCAGACAAGCGAGGACGAACCAAAUCCUAGCCUCGAAGGUCCCAAGCGCCACUUUGAACGAACCCUGGAGUACAUUAGGUCCCGGGAGUAUGAAGGCGUUGUGACUGAGCGGCAGUAA